ACCACAGUGACUCAUCAAGCAAGCACCUUCUCCAGUCGUCAUUAUGGAACCCACAGUCUGACUGCCUUGUCAUUUCUAUGUUGUUGCACAAAAAGUAUGUUUUUCCAUUAAAGCGUCUGCAAUCCCCCCCCCCAUCCCCCUACCCCCUUUAUCACACACCGUCCUCCUCACAUGUCCUUUUGUUUGCCGUCAUGCAACAUUGAGAGACGUCCAAACUCAACGUUUCGUUCCGUGAGAGGGAAAUGAACAUUAUUACCAAACCGUUUAAGUUCCCUCACUUCACGUUUAUCAGGCGAAGGUCAAACUGAGAAGGGCCUGAUUCUUCAGGGACAGUUCACGGUUGCUUCAAAGCGUGUUUCUAAGCCAGCACUUGUCCGUUCUGUCGGGGUGUCAUCUGUGUUUAUACACUCCUCUGCCUCCUUUUUCUCUGCCCUCUUUUCCUCUCUCUCUCUCUCUCUCUCUCUCUCUCUCUCUCUCUCUCUCUCUCUCUCGCUCUCUCUCUCUCUCACUCCCCCCCCCUCUCUCUCUCCGUCUCCCAUCUUUUUGAACUCUCAUUCUCGCAGACAGACACACACAAGCACUCAAAGAGAAUGGACUAGAGAAAAAAACUGGCUUUAUCAUCCAGAGGAUUUUUUCCCUUUUUUUCCUCCACCAUAAUUUUCACUUUUUUUUCACUCACUUUGCUUCAAGCUUUAUUCUCUUUAAUCACCUCUUUCCGCAUCUUUUUUUCUCUCUCCAUCACUUCCACCCUCUCGCCCCCUCUGAAUUGAUCUACCUAUUGAUUUAUUUGUUGUUCCAUUUUGUUUUUUUCAUUCGCAAAAUUUCAUGUCCUACCACUCACAUUUAUUUUGCAUUUUGGUGACCUAAAUUUUGCAAUUCAUCAACUCGACUUCUUCCAUUUAUUGAAAUACAAGAGCCACAUUAUUGAAAAUACUUUUAGAAAAAUAGAAGAUAGGGGGGCUAAGAAGAAUUAAGCUGACUGCAAAAUAACUUAAUAAUUUGGUGUGUGUGGGACUGUGUGUGGUGUGUGAGCUACAGAGAGGCACAGCAAUAGACAGAUGCAUAGCAAAGUGAAGCAAACCACACAACUCAUUUCCUCGUUCAUCUCCUUUUUUUAUAUUUCCACUUUUUUCCUGAAGGAGAUUUAAUGGCUCUCCUCUUCAUUACAUGAAGAUAAUGGGAAGUGGGACUUUUGAGCAACCGUCACCAUGAUAAAGGCACUCUGGAUUUAGCUGUUUUCCUGUGGAAUUACCCUUUAAAUCCUGGAUUUGAUUCCAAAUGCAAAAAAUAAGUAACAAUUAUUAAAAACUGUUAAAUUUGGGACUCUUUUUUUUUUUUUUUUUAAACUUCCUUUUUGUAAUGGACUGAAGCUGAUUUCAAUAUUUCUUUUUCAACUAUUGAAUCUUAAUGGGAUUUCACUAACGCGGAUUAAAGACUCAAGCAACAUCUUUGUCUAUUAGUUGAUUUAAUAGCCACGAUUCUUACAAUUUCUACAGCCUACAAAAUCGAUUAAAUUCAGUGUUUUUUAAUGUUAAGGGUUAAAUAGACUGGCGGACGUCAGAAAAACAAGCAACGGCAAACAUCUCUUCGGAGGAGCGAAGGGGAGAACAGAAGUGAAGCUGCUCCUGUGGAGUACAAUUACCUCGAAAUUGCUGCUUUACCCUCUUGACCUGUCGCGGAUUUUACCUAAAACUGCUUUGAGCCUCCCUCAGUCUGAGGCUAUGAGAGGGAGAGAGGAGUCCCAGGCCGCACCAUCAUGCUACUUCUGAGACGCUGGGAUGAGACUUUGGCUGGCAAAACACAAGGUAUUACUCUCCCACUCCUCCACCAUGCCUGUCCGCGGCUGCCGCAGCCCCUCCCCGCCUCGCGGCCAAGCCGGGGCCUCUCCCCCUGCCCCCUCGGUCACCCAGGAGCAAGAGAGGCGAGUCCGACCCCUACAUCCACCCCCACCCCCGUCACUCCACCGCCGCACCAGCGCCUCUCUCUGCCUCUCCCUCCUUCUCCUGCUGCUUUGCCUUCUCCACCUGCCCCCGGCCUGCCACUCACGGAGAGAGAAGGGCGGGGGAGGCGGUGGCGGCCACUACAUCCCCAUCCCCCAGCCCCCUCCCCACCACAUGGCGUUGCCCAACAUCCUGCGUGGCCUCAGCAUCGCCGUUGUCCUUGUGGGCAACUCAAGCGAGAUGGCACUGACCGGGGUUCGGGAGAAGGAGGACUUCCUCCACAUGGCGCCCAACGUGGAGGUGCUGACCAUGAAUGAGACGGACCCUAAAAGCAUCAUCAAGAGCAUCUGUGACCUAAUGACAGAGCACUGGCUGCAGGGCGUGGUGUUUGGGGAUGACACCGACCAGGAGGCCAUCGCCCAAAUCCUUGACUUCAUUUCCGCCCAGACCCACAUCCCCAUCCUCGGAGUCCGUGGGGGCUCCUCCAUGAUCAUGGCUGCCAAGGAUGACAACUCCAUGUUCUUUCAAUUUGGCCCUUCCAUCGAGCAGCAGGCUUCGGUCAUACUAAACAUCAUGGAGGAAUACGACUGGUACAUCUUCUCCAUCGUCACCACGUACUACCCUGGUUACCAGGACUUUGUCACCAAGAUCCGUAGCACCAUCGAGAACAGCUUUGUGGGCUGGGAACUGGAGGAAGUUAUACUACUUGACAUGUCCGUAGAUGACGGAGAUUCAAAGAUCCAAAACCAGCUGAAGAAGCUCCAGAGCCCCGUCAUUCUUCUCUACUGCACAAAGGAAGAGGCCAACACCAUCUUCGAGGUGGCCCACUCCGUUGGGAUCACUGGCUAUGGCUAUACAUGGAUAGUGCCCUCGCUGGUAGCUGGAGACACUGUUGUAGUGCCUGCCGAGUUCCCCACAGGUCUGCUCUCUGUGUCCUACGAUGAGUGGGACUAUAACCUUGAGGCCCGCGUUCGCGAUGGCGUGGCGAUCAUCACUAUGGCGACCUCCACCAUGAUGAUGGACCGUGGACCUCACACCCUGCUGAAGUCUGAGUGCCACGGAGCUCCUGACAAGAAGACUCCCAUCUCAGGCAACCCCAACGAAGUGCUCAGGUACCUGAUGAAUGUGACGUUUGAGGGGCGUAAUCUGUCGUUCAGCGAGGACGGAUACCAGAUGCACCCCAAGCUGGUCAUCAUUCUGCUCAACAAGGAGAGACAGUGGGACAGGGUGGGUAAAUGGGAGAAUGGUUCCCUGUCCAUGAAGUACCAUGUGUGGCCUCGCUAUGAACUAUAUGGGGGGGCAGCAACCAGGGAGGAUGACCACCUGUCCAUCGUGACAUUGGAGGAGGCUCCGUUCGUCAUUGUGGAAGACGUGGAUCCGCUGAGCGGGACCUGUAUGAGGAACACCGUACCCUGCCGGAAACAGAUCAAAACACUUAAUCAGACGAAGGACUCUGGGAUCUACAUAAAGCGUUGCUGUAAGGGUUUCUGCAUCGACAUCCUGAAGAAGAUCGCCAAGCAGGUCAAGUUCACCUACGACCUUUACCUGGUCACCAACGGCAAACAUGGCAAGAAGAUCAAUGGAACAUGGAAUGGCAUGGUGGGAGAGGUGGUGUUAAAAAACGCCCACAUGGCCGUUGGCUCCUUAACCAUCAACGAGGAAAGGUCAGAGGUCAUCGACUUUUCCGUCCCCUUCAUUGAGACGGGCAUCAGCGUCAUGGUCUCCCGUAGCAACGGCACCGUUUCGCCCUCAGCCUUCUUAGAGCCCUUCAGUGCGGAUGUGUGGGUGAUGAUGUUCGUGAUGCUGUUGCUGGUGUCAGCAAUGGCUGUGUUUAUAUUCGAGUACUUCAGCCCUGUGGGCUACAACCGCUGUCUGGCUGACGGCAAAGAGCCUCACGGUCCGUCUUUCACCAUCGGUAAGGCCAUCUGGCUGCUGUGGGGUCUGGUCUUUAACAACUCCGUGCCGGUACAGAACCCCAAAGGCACCACCAGUAAGAUCAUGGUGUCGGUGUGGGCCUUCUUUGCUGUCAUCUUCCUGGCCUCCUACACUGCCAACCUGGCUGCUUUCAUGAUCCAGGAGGAAUAUGUGGACCAGGUAACUGGUCUCUCAGACAAAAAGUUCCAGAGUCCCAACGACUUCUCUCCUCCUUUUCGGUUCGGCACCGUCCCAAACGGGAGUACAGAGAGAAACAUCAGGAACAACUAUCCAGAAAUGCACUCCUACAUGACAAAGUUCCAUCAGAGAAACGUCAACGAGGCUCUGCAGAGCCUCAAGGCUGGCAAACUAGACGCUUUCAUUUAUGACGCGGCCGUACUGAACUACAUGGCUGGCAGGGACGAGGGUUGCAAGCUGGUGACCAUUGGCAGCGGCUACAUCUUCGCCACCACGGGGUACGGUAUCGCCAUCCAGAAGGAGUCGCUCUGGAAGAGGCAUGUGGACCUGGCCAUCCUGCAGCUCUUUGGAGACGGUGAGAUGGAGGAGCUGGAGUCCCUGUGGUUGACGGGGAUCUGCCACCACGAGAAGAACGAGGUGAUGUCCAGCCAGCUGGAUGUGGACAACAUGGCCGGUGUUUUCUACAUGCUUGGUGCUGCCAUGGCUCUGUCACUCAUCACCUUCAUCUGUGAACACUGGUUCUACUGGCAGCUGCGCUUCUGCUUCAUGGGUGUCUGCUCUGGCCAGCCCGGCUUCGUCUUCUCCAUCAGCAGGGGUAUCUACAGCUGUAUCCACGGGGUACAGAUUGAGGAGAAGAGCAGCUCAGCAUUGAACUCCCCAUCAGCCACCAUGAACAACACCCAUUCCAACAUCAUGCGCCUCCUACGCACCGCCAAGAACAUGGCCUCCCUGUCAGGGGUAAACGGCUCUCCACACAGCGCUCUGGACUUCAUUCGCCGUGAAUCCUCUGUUUAUGACAUCUCGGAACACCGGCGCAGCUUGGCGGGCCACUCAGACUGCAAGCCACCUUACCUGCCAGAAGACAACAUGUUCAGUGACUACAUCAGUGAGGUGGAGAGGACGUUUGGCAACAUCCACCUGAAGGACAGUAAUCUGUACCAGGACCACUACCUGCACCACCAUGGCUCGACACUAGGGCUCAGCGGACCUCCUCCCAACAGGCCCCAUAGUUUGGGCAGUGCUAGUUCUCUGGAGGGUGGCAUGUUCGACUGUGACAGCCUGGGUGGAGGGGUGGCCCCUAUUUUCACCACCCAGCCCUGCUCAGCACUGACCCACAGGAACAUGAGCAAGUUUGACCUGCUGUCUGGACAGACUCCUCCCCCAGGCCAGGGCUUUAAGGGAGGCCUGCCGGACCUGUACGGGAAGUUCUCCUUUAAGGGUGGUGCCUCGAGUUCCACAUACAUCCCUGGACAUAAUUACUGUGGAGGGAGAGGUGAUGAUGAUGGGAAUAUACGUUCAGAUGUCUCUGACAUUUCCACGCACACAGUAACUUAUGGAAACCUGGAGGGUAACGCCAAGAAGCGCAAACAAUACCGUGAUAGCCUGAAAAAGAGGCCGGCCUCUGCCAAGUCCAGACGGGAGCUGGAUGAAAUUGAGCUGGGUUACAGGAGGAAACCGUACCACAUCAGCCACCACCACUACCACGGCCACCGCUCUACCUCCCCACCACUUUUCCCCUCUGAACGUAAGAGAGGAGGAGGAGGUGGAGGAGGAAACAAUGAUGCGAACUAUCUCUUCAGAGAAAAGGAGAGCGUUAGGGAUUUUUAUUUGGACCAGUUUCGGCCCAAAGAGGGCGUCCCUCAGUGGGAACAUGUGGACCUGACAGAGGGCCCUGGGAACAGAGAUGGAGUAGUGGGGGCCUGCACCACCCUGGUUCCGGUGGAUGACUUUCUUAAGAGCAAACCCAAAAAGUCUGAUACAAAGAGCGGGGGAGGAUCUGGACUGGCAGGGGGAGAGUGGGAGUGCAGAAACUGUCGGGCUAGCGGGGGAGGAGGGGGCAAGCAGAUGUCCAUGCAUGGAGGAGGUGGUGGUGGGUAUGGUGGUGGUAUAAGCUGCGGGUCCUCGGGAGGCGGAGGAAACAGCCGCCCUAGCUCUGCGACCUGCAUGCGCUGCGAGGGCUGUAAAAAGACAGGAAACCUCUACGAUAUCAGCGAGGACAACAACCACCUCUUGGAACAGAUGGGGGGAGGGUCAAGUGGGGGAGGAGGAGGCGGCAUGGGUGCAGUCCCUCAGUCUCAACCUCAGGGCCAGCAGAGGAGGAAGGGUGGAGGAUUAGGCAAACCACUUAGGCGGCAGCACUCAUAUGACGCAUUUGUCGACCUUCAGAAAGAGGAGUCAGGUGGGAUGGGAAGUUUGAUGGGGGGUCUAGGAGGAGGUGGAGGCGUGAGCGGGGCAGGAAUGGGAGGGAUGCUGCCCCCACCCAGAAGUGUUAGCUUGAAGGAGAAAGAACGCUACAUGGAGGGCACCAGCCCCUUCGCACACAUAUUUGAGCGUCACGGGGGCUCGGAGAGAGAAAGGGAAAGAGACAGGGACCCAUUGUUUUACGGAGGUGAGGGCCGGAAAGGUUCCGGCUCACCAUUCGGCCUGUUCAGAGGCGGUGAGGGCCUCCACCGCCGAUCCAUCGGAGAAAGAGACAUGAGAGACAGGGAUAGGUCUUUGAUGGAAGGAGGAGGUGGGGGAGCGUUCUCUUUAUCCAAAUCUCUUUACCCUGACCGGGUAAACCAAAACCCCUUUAUACCCACCUUUGGUGACGACCAGUGUCUGAUGCACGGAGCCAAACAAUAUUACAUGAAAAAGCAACAGCAGCAGCAACAAGUUGCCAAAAACAGCCGAAGUGACUUCAGGAGCCAGAUGAGCACGGCGUCAUAUCUGCCAGCGUCCGCCACGGCCGGGGUGAUGUCCAACGUGGCCCCCCGGUUCCCGAAAGAGCUCAGCCUUGGUGGAAUGAACCACCAUGGCUCCAUGCUGGGGGUUGGCCCCCCGCGUCCCUUCAAUGGAAGCAAUGGCCAUGUGUAUGAGAAACUCUCCAGCAUUGAGUCUGACGUGUGAGAGAAAAAGGGGGAGGAGGAGCCGACAUUGGCAAGGGAGAAGGAGGGGAGGAAUAGAGGCACAUAGUGUUAGGAGAUCAGGGAUGAUUUUACAGACACUGUACACACACUGCAACCCUAGCCCAUAUUGGGAAAGCAAGAUGAGGUAAAAGAGGAGAGAGCUAGAGUAGGCAAAGACUGAAAGGUAGAGAUUGUGAAAUAGAAAGGGGAAAAGAAAUCUUGAUUUUUGCAAGAAAAUCUGGGUAAAAAAAUCAGGACACCCUGAGGAGGUGUGGGAUUUUAACCCUCUCUCAGAAAUGGCCAAAGCUAUUCUACUUUUGUGUCCAAACACAGUCAAUUAACAUUCCCCCUCAACAUCACAAAUGCACUCCAACUCCAAGUCCAUCAUUUCAUCCACCAGUGAGGCAGAAGUCAAUGUACUUGGUUAUUAUCGCAAAGAGGUGACACCUCAUCUUAGUUCGAUAUUGGACAUGUGAGCCUGGUGCGAUUUGAUGGCUGUCUGAGAGCUCCCGCUGAGCUCUUAUGAAGAAAGACUGCGAGAGUGGAGAGAGGAGCGAACUGCCCAUCUGCCCCUGUGUCACCGCAGAAAAGGAGACAUUGUCACGUUUACACAGGAGAUGACUAGUGCUUCUUUCUCUCCCUCUCUCUCUCUCUCUCUCUAUCUCUCUCUCUCUGGAAGGAGACAGCCUGGCCUGUCCAUCUCUCUCCGUCCUGCACUCGUCCCUAUCUUCUGUUCUCCCCCUCUCUCCUCUUUCUCUCAGCCCCCGCUACUCCUCCUCAUCCCUAAUGCCAAAAGAGCUGAUCUUGUUUGCUAUGAGAAAUACAAUCAUGAAUGAUAAUAAGAUAUUCUUAUAGAAAAAAACAGGGUAUAAGAACAACAAUAAUAUUGAUAACGUUGUGAAUAACAAAGAUGUUAGUGCUGAUUAUGAUAACACUGCUUAUAAUAUCACUAAGUUUUUCUUGCUUUAUUUUCUGUUGGUAUAAUAUUUCACUACUGUUUUAGUAUCUGUAGUUGUAUCCUGCCUGCCCCUGGUGGCAGCAGGAAGGUUGUUUUUAGUUCAACAAACAAGCCAGAAAGACUGAGUCCUUAACUCCUGUUUUUUCUGUUUUCUGUAGAAUAUUUUACUCCAUGCUCAUACAUUUAUUUGCUUCCUUGUGGAAAAACUGGAUCUCGAAGACACAUUUAGAGCUGAAAGAUCCUUAUUUGAUGUUUCAAGACAUUACAAAUCAAGUGUACACACACGCGCACACACGAAAACACAGUUUUUUUGUCGGCCUGAACUUGUGCUACUGUGAACAAUACGUUCCGUCAGAAGCCGAAGAUACUGAGAGGAAGGACGUGCCUUAAUGGUCUCCAGUGGAUGUGUCCUCCAGUUCGCAUGCGGCCCUCACGCCGCAGCAGCACCGGGACGGACCGGCAUGCUUCAAGGCUGCUCGGUGUUCUCUUCACGUUUAUGAGCCAAAAAUGCAGUAAAAAUUUACAGCAGGCUCGAGACGCUGCUGCUGCUGCUGGUUUAGAUACAAGAAUGCCGUCGCAGAUGUUUUAUAACUUCGUAAAAAUUAUUUCAUAUGUCAAGUAUGGGCAGUGCUUUAUGAAGCUGUUGUAUUCAGGAUGUCCCACUGUCACGGAUAGACGUCUCACUUCACAACACGGCAGCCUUUAGACCACUUCUUUCAUUCAGGUUACAUGAUAACAGUCACCAGGCACUUACUUCUUUUUCGGCCUCUCACUAGUAUCUCCCAGAAGGCAUUACUUUUCACUCACGGUCUGAGAGGCGCACACAGAAAGCUUUGUUUGUACAUUGUGUAUGAUUAAUAUUAUGCACUGUCGUUUAUGUAGGCGAAAUGCUACAAAAUGUGUAGGAGAAGUGUUGUUGCCGCAUGACAAUGAUAAAAGCUUGAGCUGAGGAGGAUGUCUAUUUGAGAGAGGCCUCUUAAACACUGACUGAGGUGUCAGGAAGGCGGCCAUCUUGCGAAAGCUUUUUCCGGGCUUUUUCCUUUGACCGAUGUAGAUAGUCUUUUUAGCUGGAGAGGCCUCAUUUAUUGCACAGGACCUUUUACUCAGUGUAGGUUCAGGCACUCAGUAGACAUGCCUUAUCGUCCCAUCACCCCCUCCCCACCCCCGAGCUGUCUGAUGAUGACUCAUCAUUUUACUGUACAGAAUAAAGAAGCCUCUUUUAGUUAUUUAAAGGUUUGAUCUUAGAUUAGAUGUCAGAAGUUCAAGGGCUGCGGGAGAUUGUGCAGGAGUGCUGGCCUGAGAUUGGAGCUGCUGGAGUGUGUAGAGUGUAAUCUUUGUCAUUGCGGACUUCUAUCUUAUACCCUAAUCUAAAUGCACCUGUGUAAUAGGUUGGCGUGCGUGCGUGUGUGUGUGUGGAGGGAAGCAAGCAAAUCAUGUCUGAAUGAUAACAGCUGUUUGUUUUUUUUUCCUAACACUAACCUGCUGAUAACUAUUCAACAGCCUCUCCUCAUCCCUCGCUCCACAGAUAACAGCGUUAAAGUGAGACUGAUCGAGUUAGCCUUAAAUCAAACAGAUUCAACCACGCCCCCCCCCCCCCCACCCACCCACACACGACUCUCCUAAUAAAUAGAUUGGGAUCUCUGGAAUUUUUAUACGCACACAUUUUGAAAGUUCAGGUCAACCAUUAUCAGCACGGUGGUAGAAGAAGGAGACGGGAAAACGGGGAAUGACGAGGAAAUAAGAACGAGCAGAAGAAUGACUUUGGAGUGGGCAUCAAUCAGUGUCAGCAUUUGUAUGUUCAAUCUUUUCCUUGUAAAUAAUAUAUUUAAAACUCUUUUCACUUUGUACAGUAAACAGACAGACAGGAUGUAACUUUCAAAAUGUUUUACAGCAAUUUAAGAAAUAAACAAAACAAUAAUAAAAACUCAUAAAAACUAAAAAAAACACAUGAACAAAAAUAUGCAAAAUAUAGUUAAGACACAAAUAUUACUAAUCAUAAGUGAUAUAAUUGAACCUCUUUUUCUUUAAAUCUCAUGUUUACUUAAUUAUGAUAGUUUACCAAUCAGUAUACUGAUUAUGUUAAGAAUUAUGCUUUUUCAUAUUUUCACUAAAGUGUUGGAAAUCGAGGAUAAUUUACUGUAGGUGUAGACGUUUGGUGAUUAAAGGGGAAAGUUUAGUUUUAGGAGUCUUUGCUAAGUUUCCCUUGAAUUGUGUUAGAUUCUCUCUUUUUAAGGUAAGCUCUUCUUCAUGCUUUUUGAGAUAAAUUCAAUUAUCUACACAUUUAUGUAAUACAAUAUUACAUGUAUACAUAGAUGAUAUUUGCAUAUAGAGGCAGUAUAUUGUGAUCCUUCAUUUUUAAGCAGCAAUCCUUGUUAAAAACUUACAAGAUAUUUGUGUUUUUGUUGCCCGUUUUUUUGACCUGGGCUCUAAUGGUGAUUGCACACAGAAUUUAGAGCCAUCGUUGGCCCCGGCCUAUCCUGUUCCCGCUCUGUGUUUGGGAUAGACAUCACUGUGGUAAAGGAAGAUAUAUAUAUAUAUAUAUGAUAUAUAUGUACACACACAAAUCUGCGCUGGACAUUUCUCAGUGUUGAUGUUUUGUUAAUAUUGCUGAGGAUUUCUGCACAAAAUUGUGGAAAACCAAGAACAAGUGUAGUUCAUCUAAUUGAGAAUCCAUUUGAAGCUGAAAUGCAUUUGUGCAACCCCUUAUUAAAAGGUGCAACAAUUCUUCUGUCAUGUCUCAUUUUAUGUUGCCUUUUGCUUCAGGGGAAUCAGCCGUUGCUAUAUUUUAGCUCACAUAUUACUAAACCGCGUUAUUUGACAGCUGAAAACACUUAAAUGCUUUGGAUUCUAAUUUAUUCUGUGCAACUUUGUGCACUGCUUGUUUCUCCGUAUGAGACGGGAAAUAUAAUUUGUAAUUUGUUGUGUACAUAUGCAAUUCUGUCCCCAUGCAGUCAGAAAUUAUUUCCCCUGCUCUUCUUCUGUAUGGUACUGAUUCCAAUAAGUCUCUAUAAUCUUCUCCCCAGCCCUGAGAGAAGAAAUUCAUCUCUCUUCUGUUUUUCUCCUCAACUGCUAUCAUGUCUACUGGAUUGAUUGAAAAGUGAAAAAUGUAUCCGUGUGCACGUAAACUCCGUUAGGUUUGCAUAUUUUUCUUACAAGCCACCAGGUUUUUUUUUUUGGGUUUUUUUUUCCUCAUUUGCAAUAAACAGCAUGACCAAACAGAAAAUGCUCUUACUGUACACUGUAUGUGCCAAUACAUCAGUUCCUGUUGUUUUUUAAUGCAUUGGAAGGCGAGCUAUAAGGCCGGUUUACAGCUGCUGGUUGUGAAGUCAAGGUGCACUGUGGUAAACAUGCUAUCAUCAGGCUUUUACCACCUCCAGCUGCUCUGCUCUGCAGCCAGCGUGUGCAGGUCAGGCAGUGAUGCAGAGUAAGCAUGGCUCGUCAGAAGUCUUUAUUUCCCUUACGGCCAAAUUGGUCCCAGCCUCACUUCUCUGCACACGAGCAUGCCACAACACAUUUGGUCAAAUGCUUCAUGUAGAGCAAAACACUGUGUCACAUUUUUUACAACACAAGAAAAAAUGGCUGUGGCAAGUUAGCACGCAGGAACAUCCUGAAGGUGGAGGAUGUAAAUAUCACCUCAGCUGACGUGUGUUUUUCUGUCAGGAAUACUGACACAUGGGACCAAAUAACAGCACGACGUGGUCAGCUACAGGGAUCGAUGCACCUGUUAAACUGACUUGUGAAAAUGUCAUUUUUGCUUUUUGUUUUGUUUUGUUUUGGAGGGAAGAUAUUAGAUAUGUUUGUUUCACAUCAAUGUCUCUAACAUAUUAAGUUGAACUGCUUAAUCACGCUGGGUUUUUUUUAUUAUCAAUGAGUCACGCAGAUAGAAAGAAUUAUACUGUGAUAUUAUAUGAUUGAUUUGUUGUGAAGCUCCAUGUAAUUUAGCUGCUUAUAAUUUCCCAAAUCACCCUGAUUCAUUGCAGAACUUGUUUACUAAUAUUUCAAAGUUCUCUCUGUGUGCGUGUAUAACUAUGUAUUGAUAUUGCUUUAUAUUGAUGCAUACAAACUUUUCUAUUAAAUUGUGUACAGUUUUGUUUGUUUGUUAAUAUUGCUAUUUUUCAUCACCAUCAUCCAUACUUGAGAAUGGCUUGCUUUACCUGAAUGAAAAGUGAUGACAAUAUGACAUAAGGGGUUGCUACUAAAUGUAUUUCACAAGGUGAACAGGUUAAUGAAAACACACAUCGUCACUGAUUAAAUUUACUGUGGGUUGACAAAAAUGUAACAUAUGAAUAGCAUCAAUUGUAUACAUAAUGAUAUACAUAAUAUUAUUCUUGGCCAUUCUUUUCUCUUUUUGUGGCCCUUUUCUUUGAAAUAAUCCCCAAAUUUUUACACCAUACGAACAGAAAACGUCACAAAAACAAAUAAUUGUACAGGUUGUGUAAAUACUGAAUAUUUGGGGGAAAACAUUUACCUUCUUUUUUUUGUAUGGAAACGGAUCAAAGUAAUCUCAAUAACAAAAUUAACCACGUCAUGACAAAACUGCAAAAAAACAUCAUUAAGGUACUUCUAAUAAGGAUAAUACUGAUAUCUACAAUUAUAAGUGCUUAAAUAAGACUAUUCUUUCUCUUUGUACAUGAUGAACAAAAUGAAGUGUUGAGUAUUAAUAAUAAAAAACUCUAAGUUUCA
This is a messenger RNA of Dicentrarchus labrax (European seabass), 12581 nucleotides long. It is a transcript of the gene grin2ba, whose product is annotated as glutamate receptor, ionotropic, N-methyl D-aspartate 2B, genome duplicate a. Gene Ontology annotation, molecular function: NMDA glutamate receptor activity; transmitter-gated monoatomic ion channel activity involved in regulation of postsynaptic membrane potential. NCBI's taxonomy places the organism in Eukaryota, Metazoa, Chordata, Actinopteri, Moronidae. The record is from RefSeq and is a predicted model, not a curated record. The transcript has 17 exons. Gene Ontology annotation, cellular component: NMDA selective glutamate receptor complex; plasma membrane; postsynaptic density membrane. Gene Ontology annotation, biological process: monoatomic ion transport; long-term synaptic potentiation; excitatory postsynaptic potential. The coding region runs from base 1779 to 6941 and encodes 1720 amino acids.